Messenger RNA from Pocillopora verrucosa, 2517 nucleotides. RefSeq names its product RYamide receptor. Gene Ontology annotation, biological process: G protein-coupled receptor signaling pathway. NCBI's taxonomy places the organism in Eukaryota, Metazoa, Cnidaria, Anthozoa, Scleractinia, Pocilloporidae. Gene Ontology annotation, cellular component: plasma membrane. The record is from RefSeq and is a predicted model, not a curated record. Gene Ontology annotation, molecular function: G protein-coupled receptor activity.
UUUUUUUUACAUUAUUCUCCUUAAUUCACUUACUCUACUUUCACUGCCGUUUUCCCAUAAUAUUCACGAAAUUUUGUAUACCAAAAAAUGCCGCCGAAUGAGAUCACGUGUCAAAACAUCGAGGAAGGCGUCAGAGUAUUUUAAAGAUUUGGUGUCAUGGAAAUGUGAAUUACUCUUGGAGAGGAGCUCAACAACUCAGUACUUUUGGUGAAAUUGAACGUGAUACAACUGUUGAACAAUACAGAUUUAGCCAGAUGACCUAGUGUUGUGAUUUCCGAUAGCGGUGCAAGUGCUGACGGCUGGGCAUUACUGAUUUACAUGCUUCAAAUAACUCGACACAUAAAACCUAAAGAGGAACCAGGAGCAUCAACAAAUUAUCCACCUCACAAUAGCUUACAGAACGACGGCUCCUUCUGAAAGACUUUGUUCCUGAAAUACAGGCUUCGACUUACGCUGUAUCCUGGAAAAAGAAACAGCUAAAACUGCUAAACAAAAGUUAUCAGUGGUGAACUGUUGUGUAGUUUAAACGGUUUUCAAGUAGGUUUGACUGAUUUUUGACUGUCGACACCUUGCUCUGUUAAAAUCAUGUCCAACAGCACUAUUCAACCUACAGCCAGUGAAGUGGAACUAGAGGAUAAAGUGAAACCGGCCUUCUACGCGGUAGCUUUUGUACUGGGACUUUUGGGCAACUUUUUAGUGAUUAUCAUCGUAGUAGCCAGACGAAAUCGUCGAACAGCAAAUGACAUAUUUAUCCUGAACCUGGCCAUAAGUGACCUAGUAUACCUGUUUGUCUGCCUUCCAACAAACGUCUAUAUGAUGUUUGCAGACAUUCAGUAUGACCUGUACUGCCGUUUAAUUUGGCCUUUAAUGACUGUCACUGUCAAUCUCAGCAUCUUCACUCUCACAUCCAUGGCUGUUUUUCGGUGUUAUGUCAUUCUGUACCCUUUUAAGGCCGAGAUGCGUCAUCGCUACGUUCUUCUUUGGAUCGUGGGAAUUUGGUUUCUUGGACUCCUUCUUGUGCUCCCGUUACUACUCGUGACAAAACCGAAGCUGGCGGAGCCACAAGGGUGUACAGAGGUUUGGCCUUCCCCUCAGUACAGGCAGGCCUACACAGCCAGCCUUUUCGUACUUCAGUUCAUGCUGCCACUGACCAUUAUUGCUGUUGCAUAUGUUCGUAUCGGCCUCGAUCUGGUGCGUCAAGGUAGACACCAGGUUCCACAUCACGCGGCACAUCAAGAAAGAAGAAGAGAGAAUAUGCAAGUGAUUAAAACAUUAGCAACAAUCGUGAUCUUAUUUGCUAUUUGUAUGCUGCCUGCUCAGCUUGCCUGGCUUCUUCACGACUUUGCUUAUGAAGAUAACAAAAGCUUGGUAGGUUUCCUGUUCAGCUUCUCUCCCUCACUACUCUAUUUCCACAGCUGUUUGAAUCCAAUUGCUUAUGGCACGCUCACUAAGCACUACCGGCGUGGUUUCAUCCGAUUUUUCUCUUACGUUUUCUGCUGCGGCUUCAUAAGCUUGCUCAGAAGGAACUCAGCUACAAGUCACUUGGGCUUAAACAAGAUGUGUGCAACUUGGGGAAAGAGAAAGACGGACAGUAGCAGCAGUAGUGAGUUUUGCCAACGAAACAAUAACACGGAGGUAGCCUUACUACAGGAGGAACUAUUAAAAGAUAAUGGACCAGAAAAUGUUUCGCAAGGAAAACUGGAAAAAGAAACAGUUGUUUAAGUCAAACAUGCACAUUUACCUUACGAAGUAUAACACAGAUUAAAAUAUCGCAGUAAAAUUCCAAAAUAAUCCUAAACAUAUGAUUACAAAGACAUUUACUGAGUAUAUUUUUGUUAAAAAAAGAAAGGGAGCAGUGCUCAUGAAUGGAAGGAAUCUUACUUGUAAAAUAGAAAGAGUUUCAUCUUUUUAAAUCAGAGAUUUCGGUGGUCUAGUCUACGCCAACAUUGUUCAGGAAGUUCUUGCCUUUAGCUAUGUAGAAUAUCUGUACCUGUACUUAUUGAUCAUUUCCUUUAUUCUCGUGACCUCAAUGUGUGUUUGGGGGGUAAUAUUGUAAGGAGAAAUUAGAUGCUAGUCACUUUUAAUGGUCAAAGGGAUGAAUAGAGCGAUUUGGGUAAAGGGUUGCAAAAAAAUGUUACCUCAAUACACAGAUUAAUGCAAGUGCUUUUAAGAAUCUACCGAAACCCUCUAAAGUAGAGCGAUGAACUAGGUACGCAAUUCAAGAAUAGUAGGGCCCUUAAACUGAAUAAAACUGAUAACCCGCUGAGAGCUACUUUUCAUACAGUUGGACCUGUAUUAAGCGGUGGUACAAGAGGGGUGACCGCUUAAAACAGGUUGACCGCUUAAUACGGGCCUCACAAAUAAGGGUACAAUAGAAAGCGUGAAAAAAACGUUGAAUGUCAUAAUUAACCACAUAAUGUACAAAAACUCGCUCAAAAUUACUACUAACAUUAAUUUCGGGAGAUAAACAUGGAUUAAAUUUUACUCAUAAAUUAUCCUUCGUUUCAUUUGAAAUAG